AUGAGUCAGACUACAACUUCCAAGCAAAGGAAGAACGUCUCCGUGGACUUUGAGAAUCUAGCCGUGCCUAAAGGCCGAGCAUCUUCGGUCUCAGCGCAGACUAUCGUGGACGAAAAUCCAGACUUCGCAGUCAGGCGAGCACCUGUCCAAAGACGCGGUACUCAUGUUGCCCUGGUGAAAGUUUCGUGGUGGGAUGUCUUUAAGGCCACUAUUUUUGGCACGAAAAACUUGAAGAGACAUCUGGCGGCUACUGUUGAGUGGGCUGAGGUCGAAGGCUCUCACGCAGAGUUCUUCGAUGAAGGGGAGAACUGGUAUAAACUCAUAGUAUCUGCCUACAAACGCGAGGGCCGCGAGUUCAUUCCAGUACGAUGUGUCCUCGAUACUGGGUGUUCUCAAGGGAACAUUAUCUCUACAAAGCUUGCGCAGCGUCUUGGGUUCAGCGAUUCCGACUACCUGCCGCUGACACCCAGGGAAGAAAACGGCGGCAUGGUUGCCACAGGUCAUACACAUAAGGUGUUGGGUUGUAUACGUGUGUCAUGGUUCUCAGAGACGAGCCCAAAGGUGUUCAACAAUAUGCGCUUCCUUGUCUCAGAGACGGCGGAUGUUGAUCUUGUGAUUGGCACGCGGUCCAUCCAAAAGGAGAAGCUGCUAAACCCUCCGAAUCUGAUGAAUGAGCAGAAAAUCCAUGGCUUGGCCAAGCCUUCUGACAAGAAGCGGGAAUCACUCGUCCAUGACAUCAGAACCCUCGAGGCCGACAAAAAGAAAGCCGAGAAAGGCUUAGAAGAUACCAAGGAAGGCACAAAGGAGCAUGCUUAUGCGGAGAAGACAUUGAAGAAGGCUAAGAAUGCCCUGAAGAUCGCCAAUUGGAAGUUGGAGAUCCACGACGUGGGCCUUGACCUGAAGAAGAACAACUCGGAGAAGACACAGAGGGCGCUGAUUGAUAAGAAGAAGGGCCUGGAAGCAAAGGUGGGAGGGAAGGAAAAGAAGGAGAAGUAG
Messenger RNA from Paraphaeosphaeria sporulosa, 996 nucleotides. RefSeq lists its product as uncharacterized. The record is from RefSeq and is a predicted model, not a curated record. The transcript is spliced from 4 exons. Bases 1 to 996 code for a protein of 331 amino acids. NCBI's taxonomy places the organism in Eukaryota, Fungi, Ascomycota, Dothideomycetes, Pleosporales, Didymosphaeriaceae.